Messenger RNA from Temnothorax curvispinosus, 1885 nucleotides. RefSeq names its product ras-related protein Rab-6.2 (gene RabX6). The transcript is spliced from 3 exons. Bases 558 to 1181 code for a protein of 207 amino acids. NCBI's taxonomy places the organism in Eukaryota, Metazoa, Arthropoda, Insecta, Hymenoptera, Formicidae. The record is from RefSeq and is a predicted model, not a curated record. Gene Ontology annotation, molecular function: GTP binding; GTPase activity.
AGUGGCGCAACUUCUGAAUGCGGACGUCAAUUCUCAAGCUCUUGACACUUUGCCCGAAUAAACAGUUCGCUUUAUCCUUUUUGCCCUGCUUUAAAUUAUGCAAACACAUCAAUUAUUAUCUUCUCGAAAAUAUAUAUAAACAAAAAUAUCGAAACCAACACAUCAAAACAAUUUUUUCUCAUUUCACAUAUGAUAACCAAAACAAUGAUUCAUGCUCUCGAAGAAAUGCAAAGAUCAUUCCUCGCGAUUGAUAGAUAAGCAGAUAAAAAAAGGGCGAUUCGAUCCAAUGAGAUAAAGUAAACCUCGUGCGCCCAUUUUGCAUAUUUCUUCGCUUUUCCUGAUACGCCCUGCACUGUAGAAGGCGGACGGCGGACCUACGUGACGAAGGAAAGCGCGCGGGUCUUGACGAAGCCGAAGCACGCCGUCGGAGGGUUCCACGGUGAGUCCAGGUUGUUCACGUCGACCCCACGGACCCCGUUGAAUGAGAGACGCGCGGGUGCACGAUGAUCCGCCGUCAGCAGUGAUCGUAGCCGGCGCCGCGCGGGCCGCGCCACGACAUGGCGACCGUCAAGGUAACGGAGCAGAAGGUUAUCCUGUGCGGCGAGUACGGCGUCGGCAAGACGUCGAUAUUCCGGCGCUUCGCCAACAACACGUUCGUCGCCAGCAGCGACCGCAAGUCGACCCUGGGCCUCGACAACAUCGACAAGGAGUACGUCGUCGAGGACCGACGAAUACGCCUGCAACUAUGGGACACCGGCGGUAUGGAAAGAGUGGCGUCCGUUACCUCGAGUUACUACAAGUUUGCAGAAGCUGCCAUUCUGGUGUUUGCCCUGGAUAACUCGACGUCGUUUCAUUUGUUGUCUCAACAUUUGCUCGACAUAGUUACGUAUGCGGAGAACGCCAAGAUAUUCCUUUGCGGGAACAAGAGCGACUUGGAGAGCGUCGCGCCGCAAGUCACAGACGCAGAGAUGGAACAAUUCUGCGAACAAUGUCACAAUCUGAUCUCGGGGAUAUACAAAACGUCGUGCAAAACCGGCGAAGGGGUGAACGAGAUGUUCGAGGAUAUAGCGCAACAUCUGGUUGAGGCUAAUCGAUCGCGAAUGGAGCUUCACGAGAUGGACAAGGAUCGAUUUAAGAUCUCGUAUGUCGACGAGGCAACCGACCCAUCGUGUUUGUGCUAAUCUGUAAUUAAUACGUGCGAGAAUACGCGAGUCCAGUCUUUGAGAAUCUUCUAGGCUCGAUGCGGCGUGUAAGAGAAACAAAGGGAAACGGAGCGAAACCUUUCAUAUCGAGCCCUUGUCACGCGUGACUUUCCUAUGAGGGAAGGUUGCGUCUCGCGUCUCGCGGAGAAAAAAAGAGGAAGAGGGAGAAUCUAUAAACGUGAGGCACAUGAUAUAAAGCCUGUUCGUUUUCGCUACAUUUCUGAACUAGUGCAAUAAGUUUGAAUGAAACAAAUAUAUAAUUUUCUUUCAUUCCAACUUGUUGCACUAGCUCAGAAGUGCAGCGAAAAUGAACAGGCCUGUACACACGCAAGUUGCGUGUCACGGUCGGAUCAGUUGUAGGAUACGCGAUGGCAAAAACUUUUUCGAUUAAAAUUUUUAUUACACGUUGCGAAAUUAUAUCUUAAUCGACUAAGCUUCACCUAUUAACGUGAUUUACGAUCGGUAUUAUAUUAUACACUUGAUCAAUAUACAUACUAUAUAUACUUAAGUUUGUAAAGGCUACACGAUAACGAGGCACUAGUGCUGUGUCCAUUUGAUAGUCUUCAAGUCGAUGCCAUCUUCUACCAUCUCCCACAGUGGGCUGCAAGAAAACGAGGAUAUUGGAAUUUUUGUAUGGGCCUUCGUGUAACGUCGUCCCGGUUAAUAAAUGUACAAUAGAUAUA